GGAGGAGAGAGCAGGCGGCGGAGGAGGGGAGAGCCGCAGAGAGGAGGGAGCAGAGGCGGGAGGAGACACAUGCGCGCUGCUUGCCGCCGCCGCCGCCGCCGCAGUCCUUAGCUUCCCGGGGACAGGAAACCUUCGAGACCGAGCUGCCACUGCCGCCUCCCCGUCUGCCCCCAAUUCUACGCGCCUGCCACACCCUCCUCCCCUUGUUCCAGCAUCUUCGGUGGAGAACUGCAGGGACCCGGGCUGCCGUCUCCCGCUCCUGGGGGAAAGCUCUGACCCCCCCGCAGGAGCGGCGGGGCGGGGUAGGGGGGGCCCGGGAGAAGAUGGCGACGCCGGGAAGCGAACCCCAACCUUUCGUCCCUGCCCUGUCGGUGGCUACUCUGCACCCACAUCAUCAUCCCCACCACCACCAUCAGCACCACGGAGGAACUGGAGCCAGCGGCGGGGCCGGAGGAGGCGGUGGUGGCGGCGGCGGCAGCGGGGGCUUCAACCUGCCCUUGAACAGGGGGCUGGAGCGCGCGCUGGAGGAAGCGGCCAACUCCGGGGGUCUGAACCUCAGUGCCAGGAAACUGAAGGAAUUUCCCAGGACCGCGGCCCCCGCGCACGACCUCUCGGACACGGUGCAGGCAGAUUUAUCUAAAAACAGACUGGUUGAAGUUCCAAUGGAAUUGUGCCAUUUUGUAUCACUGGAAAUUCUUAAUCUGUAUCAUAAUUGUAUCAGAGUCAUUCCAGAAGCCAUCAUUAAUCUGCAGAUGCUGACUUACUUAAAUUUAAGUCGAAAUCAGCUGUCCUCGCUGCCGGCCUGCCUGUGUGGUCUGCCUCUCAAAGUCUUAAUCGCAAGUAACAACAAACUUGGAUCGCUGCCGGAAGAGAUAGGUCAGCUCAAACAGUUAAUGGAGUUGGACGUCAGCUGCAAUGAGAUCACAGCCUUGCCUCAGCAGAUAGGGCAACUGAAAUCCUUACGAGAACUGAAUGUCAGAAGAAAUUACCUUAAAGUUUUACCACAAGAACUAGUAGAUCUUCCCUUGGUAAAGUUUGACUUUUCCUGCAAUAAAGUGCUCGUGAUUCCCAUUUGUUUUAGAGAGAUGAAGCAGCUGCAAGUAUUACUGCUUGAGAAUAACCCUUUGCAGUCUCCUCCAGCACAGAUUUGUACAAAGGGCAAAGUACACAUAUUCAAGUAUCUGAGCAUCCAAGCAUGUCAGAUUAAGACAGCCGACUCCCUUUAUCUCCACACCAUGGAGAGACCACAUUUACACCAGCACGUGGAGGACGGCAAGAAGGAUUCUGAUUCGGGCGUUGGAAGUGAUAACGGAGAUAAGCGAUUAUCUGCCACAGAGCCUUCUGAUGAAGACACCGUUAGCCUCAAUGUGCCAAUGUCAAAUAUCAUGGAAGAAGAACAGAUCAAGGAGGACUCCUGUCAUCACCUCAGCCCAGUGAAAGGGGAAUUUCAUCAGGAAUUUCAACCGGCACCUUCCCUUGUGAGUGACAGUGACAACCCAGGAGAAGAAAGAGACCAAUUUUCCCACGGAACAGACGUUCUCCAUUCAGAAUUUAUAAACUAUGUUAAGGAAAGGGCAGAGACCUGUGAAGAACUGUUACGGAUAGAAGAGGACGCGCACUGGCAUCCCGAGGGAAUACUAAGUUCAUCCAAAGACCAGGACGUGAAUAUAGCAAUGAUUGAACAGCUGAGAGAUGCGGUAGAUUUGCUGCAGGAUCCCAACAGAUUAAGCACAGAUAUUACAGAGAGAAGUGUUGUAAAGUUUUACCCUAUGGAAUCCGCAGAAGACUUGGAAUUACAAGACUCUGCACUAAAUGGUCAAAUACAGUUGGAGACAUCCCCGGUAUGUGAGGUGCAAAAUGAUCUAACAUUACAGAAUAAUGGGAGCGAGUAUUCUCCCAAUGAGGUUAGAGAGGACUCCCCUGCCAUCUCUCCUACCAACACCAGCACAGCUCUGUUUGGCCUGAAGCCUCGAUCAGACCCAGCCCUCACUCUUCCUCCUAUCUCCUUCAACAAACUUACACAGGCACAAACAUGGGACAACUCUAGCUACAGUGUUCCAUCUGAAGGAGACAGUGACAAUGUGUUUCUAAGACCGCAGAGAAAUUUGGAAUCUAUAGACCCACAGUUUACGAUUCGGAGGAAAAUGGAACAGAUGAGAGAAGAAAAAGAAGUGGUGGAACAGCUCCGAGAGAGCAUCGAGAUGAGACUCAAGGUCAGCCUGCAUGAAGACCUGGGGGCUGCCCUCAUGGAUGGUGUCGUCCUCUGCCAUCUAGUCAACCACAUCCGCCCGCGAUCCGUUGCAAGCAUCCAUGUCCCCUCGCCAGCAGUUCCCAAACUCAGUAUGGCCAAGUGCAGAAGAAAUGUGGAAAACUUUUUGGAAGCAUGCCGAAAAUUAGGAGUACCAGAGGCUGACCUCUGCUCUCCGUAUGACAUCCUGCAGUUGGAUUUUCGUCACAUUCGAAAGACUGUUGACACUCUGCUGGCACUCGGGGAGAAACCCCCACAACCAACUUCUGCCCUCCGCUCCAGGGACCUUAUAAGCUUCUGUCUUGUUCAUAUUCUCUUUAUAGUGCUGAUCUAUAUCACUUACCGCUGGAAUGCUCUGUCUGCAUAACGUCUGCAUGUGCAUCCAACUCCUCUGCUUUGUCACCCUGCUCCCUGACAGGGUCCUUCCUCCAUCUGAGACUUUGCCUUGCAAACUUCCACCCCUGACAUCUCUUUAGUAAUCUCUCGAGUUUUGAUGCUGAACAUUUACAAAUCAGAUUUUACAGAAGCACAAACUUUACAGAAUGCAGUUCCCAUUAAAUAAUUUCUCUCACUUGCUGAAAAACGGUGACUACAAAGUGCAGCCAUACCUGCUUCUCAUCCUCGUAGUGCCAGCAGUAGGGCUAUACAGCUCCUCUUCUCUCUCCCAGUGAGCUUUGCUGCCCUGGGCAGAGUGGAAGAAGUUUCCAGAACAGGAGUAGAGGGGAAUUUAGCAUGUGGAAAUCUUUCCAUUGGGGUACUGUUUAAGUCGAAUCCUAAUUCAGAAUUGGGCAAUUGAGCGAUAGAGGGGCCACCUUGCAGAGGAGACAAAACCCCCAGCAUUUGGGGACCCAGUUUGGUCAAUAAAAAUCUUUAAUAAUACCACUGUUGGCCAAAUUGAAAAAUACUAUCUGGAGAAUGACUGCUUUGCUGGCCAUCCGAUUGGAUUCCUCCCUGCUUUCUGCAACGGGAGCUGUGAGGGGUACCAGGGAGAGUUGACGCCCUCUUCCAUCCUGAGAGACCCCUCUGCUCUUCUGCAUGAGACAGCUGUGCGGAAGGGGUGCUGGGGAGGAAGGGUCCGGUGCUGUUAGGGUGCCCCCUGGAGGAUCCAUGCGCCCCACUCUUUCUGUAUGUUUUUACUUAUUCCUUGUUUGGUCUACUCUGAGGCUCUUAGAAAAGCAUUUUCCAGAAGGGAUUUCUAUUUUUACAUAAUAUAAUGGGUCAUUUCGCUUUUUUUGCUACAUCACAUCAUAACUUCAGAUCUAGAAUGUGACAUAUUUGACAGUAUUUAUUUUCAAAUAAAGCCAUGAGUCAUGGAACAUUCUUGGUCCUGGGACUUGGGUUACUAUGGCAAGAGCCAAUAUGAUUGUUCUUAUUUUAGAAGAAUGUAAUUUCUCCAGUGACUUGAAGUUUCCAUUUAACCUUUGCUUUCCAGUAACAUUAGCGAGCUGCUUUUCUAUUUAAA
Molecule: messenger RNA, 3710 nt
Organism: Camelus dromedarius (Arabian camel)
Lineage: Eukaryota; Metazoa; Chordata; Mammalia; Artiodactyla; Camelidae
Gene: LRCH1
Product: leucine rich repeats and calponin homology domain containing 1
Exons: 20
Coding region: 324-2615 (763 amino acids)
Molecular function (GO): protein binding
Source: RefSeq, a predicted model, not a curated record